AUGCCAUUACAGGUUUCCUUACACAAUGGAAGAGUGACAUUACAGGUACUUGGCUUCGAGAGGCAGCUCAACUUCAUCGACAAUACGGUCCCAUCGUUCGAAUCGGUCCGAAUCAUAAUAGCCGUGGAUGGAAGCAUCGGCUGGCCUCAGGUCUACAGUCACCAGCCUAGCAAAGCAGAGUUCUCCAAAUAUCCCAACUUCAUCUUUCCGGGUGAUGGAAUGAGUCUUAUCGGUGCCCAAAAGGAUUACCAUCGACGUCAGCGACGCCAACUGGCUCAUGCCUUCAGCGAUGCCGCCCUGGUUGAGCAACAGAACGUUAUCCUACAGUACAUUGACCUCCUCAUGAAACAGCUAACACAGCGUGCCGAGUCAGGCGAACCGAUCGACAUUGUGGCCUGGAUCAACUUGACAACGUUUGACAUCAUAGGCGACCGUACCUUCUCCGAGAGCUUCGGAGGUUUGAAAUCUGGUGGCUAUCAUCCGUGGGUGCGAAAUUUCUUCGAUGGCAUUCGAGGUGAGGGCAUGAUGCGCUUGAUGGACAGAUAUCUCCUCCUCAAGCCCUUCAUCCUUGCGAUUGGAUACAAGCACAUUUGA
Molecule: messenger RNA, 594 nt
Organism: Fusarium odoratissimum NRRL 54006
Lineage: Eukaryota; Fungi; Ascomycota; Sordariomycetes; Hypocreales; Nectriaceae
Exons: 1
Coding region: 1-594 (197 amino acids)
Molecular function (GO): heme binding; iron ion binding; monooxygenase activity
Source: RefSeq, a predicted model, not a curated record